UAACAAAAUUCAUCAUCGGCGUGAACUUUAUUAUUCGAUAGAUAAUAUAUAGUGAGGGAAGUUUACUCGGGGGGAAAAAAAGAGAGAAAAAAAAGAAAAAGAAAAAAGUAAAGGAAAAGAAAAACAAAAAUUUUCGUUACAUAUCGAUUUUGUUAACCAACAACGCAUUAAUUAUUAAUAAUGGUUUUGUUAGGCGAAACAUUCCCUAAUUUUACAGCCGAUACGCAAAAUGGUACAAUUAAUUUUUACGAUUGGCUUGGAGAUUCCUGGGCUAUAUUGUUCUCACAUCCGAGCGAUUUCACGCCUGUCUGUACCACCGAAUUGGCACGAGUUGUAAAAUUAAUGCCUGAAUUUCAAAGAAUGGGCGUAAAAGUUAUUGCAUUGUCAUGUAAUUCUGUGGAUUCUCAUCGCAAAUGGAUCGAGGACAUUAAGAGUUAUGGAGAAAUAACCGAUGAGGAAUUUCCAUAUCCGAUAAUAGAAGAUGAGUCUCGCAAAUUAGCAACAAUGCUUGGUAUGUUAGAUCCUGCAGAGAUAGAUAGCCAAGGUUUACCUUUGUCAGCACGAGCAGUAUUCAUUAUAGAUCCAGCCAAGAAAAUGCGUCUAUCGAUUUUAUAUCCUGCGACCACUGGUAGAAAUUUUGAUGAAAUAUUACGUGUCAUCGAAUCACUUCUCUUGACUGAAAAAUUCAAAGUUGCAACUCCUGUAGAUUGGAAGAAAGGAGAAGAAGUUAUGAUUCAACCAUUUGUCACAGAAAACGAAGCGAAAACAUUAUUUGCGUCAGUUAAGACUGUUGUUCUUCCAUCCGGAAAACCGUAUUUGCGGAUUGUGUCGCAACCUACAUAAAAAGUGGGAUAAAAGACGUAAAAAACAUCAAUACGAAUAAUGACUUUAAAUUAAUUAUUGCAUAUAUACUUUGAUACAAUGUACACGAUACAAAAUACAGAGUAAUAAUGUUAACAUUUUCAA
Vespa crabro (European hornet) is the source of this 966-nucleotide messenger RNA. It is a transcript of the gene Prx6a, whose product is annotated as peroxiredoxin-6. Bases 181 to 843 code for a protein of 220 amino acids. The transcript has 5 exons. Lineage: Eukaryota; Metazoa; Arthropoda; Insecta; Hymenoptera; Vespidae. The record is from RefSeq and is a predicted model, not a curated record. Gene Ontology annotation, molecular function: peroxiredoxin activity. Gene Ontology annotation, cellular component: cytosol; mitochondrion. Gene Ontology annotation, biological process: cellular oxidant detoxification; cell redox homeostasis.